This is a messenger RNA of Nothobranchius furzeri (turquoise killifish), 1218 nucleotides long. RefSeq names its product peptidylprolyl cis/trans isomerase, NIMA-interacting 1 (gene pin1). The record is from RefSeq and is a predicted model, not a curated record. Gene Ontology annotation, molecular function: peptidyl-prolyl cis-trans isomerase activity; protein binding. Gene Ontology annotation, cellular component: cytosol; nucleus. Lineage: Eukaryota; Metazoa; Chordata; Actinopteri; Cyprinodontiformes; Nothobranchiidae.
GGCGGACUGUACACCGAAAACAACGUGUGCCGUAAACAAUCGACAACUGUCGCAUAGAUUAGCCCAAACGCCUCUCUGUUGCAUCGUUGAGGCAUUGAAUUGUAAUUGGAAGCUCUGCUGCAGAAAACUAAUAUGUCAGAGGAGGAGGAUUUACCGACUGGAUGGGAGAAGAGAAUGAGCCGUAGUUCAGGCAAGGUUUACUACUUUAAUCACAUCACCAAUGCCAGCCAGUGGGAACGUCCAGUGGGAGACGGCCGUGGAGAGCCAGAUAAGGUCCGCUGCUCUCACCUCCUGGUGAAACAUAAUCAGUCGCGUCGUCCAUCUUCUUGGCGGGAACAAAAUAUUACACGAACUAAAGAUGAGGCCUUGGAGUUCAUUCAGAAGUACAUAGAACAGAUCAAGUCUGGACAUGAAUCGUUUGAGUCCUUAGCUUCACAGUUCAGCGACUGCAGCUCAGCCAAGAACGGUGGUGAUCUCGGACUGUUUGGCAGAGGUCAGAUGCAGAAACCUUUUGAAGACGCCUCCUUUGCUCUGAAAGUGGGAGACAUGAGUGGUCCUGUUUUUACCGACUCUGGAGUCCACAUCAUCUUACGCACGGGCUGAAUGCAACACACACACACAGCACCACCUUCUGCUCUUAGAAUGACAGAAAAACAAAGGAUAAUUAAAUGACACUGAAAUGCAAUGAGCGUUUCAGAUAUUCCUGAUUACUUCAAGCUUUUAAUAACCAGAAAACGGCCGGCAUAUAUGAACAUUAUUGCCUGUUGUAAUAAAUGCCCUCCAGAAACACUCAGCAAAAAUGAGCUAAAGCAAAAUGCUAGAAUCGGGUCGUGCAUGUCAGAGUGUUAUGUUUUUCUGUAACAGGUUUCAUUCCUGCUGUUGGUGUGUGCCUAAGCAGUAAUCUAAUCUGUUUUUGUUUCUUUGGUUCUGUUUAGAAGGUUUUAAAGACAGUUAGGGUGAACAAAGUGUUAUUUUACAUUCUUUACUCUCAUCACAUGACUUUUUAGUUAAACUUUGUUUUCGGCAGAGAUUCAGAAAUCUUCAUUUCUUUUUUUGGGUUGAUAAUGUGCAUGGUCUGUUCCCCCCGGACUUAUCAAAAGCUUGCAGGUUUUAGCGUAAAGUAAAGGCUUUUAUAGCUUUAAUGCUCAGAUGAACUGUUACCACUGUUGUCAUUGGGGAAUACAAAUAAAAAAUAAUAAAAAAUCUGUUUCAUUUUUA